Puccinia graminis f. sp. tritici CRL 75-36-700-3 is the source of this 1655-nucleotide messenger RNA. RefSeq lists its product as uncharacterized. The transcript has 2 exons. NCBI's taxonomy places the organism in Eukaryota, Fungi, Basidiomycota, Pucciniomycetes, Pucciniales, Pucciniaceae. The record is from RefSeq and is a predicted model, not a curated record. The annotation marks the transcript as partial.
UGUCAGAUCGAUUUACUCCAGCUGUCGCUGCAACAGUCGCUUCCAAGAUCACAGAAUCUUCUUUUCCAUCGGAGGCACCUAGUUCCGGUACUUCUACGAAACCGAUUAAGAAUACUGCUAUCGCGGCAUCGACUACUUGCACAGUCGAUAAGACAACCAAGUCCUCAUCAACUUCGGGAUCCCCUCGCACCGGCGUUUCUACCAAGCCAUCUAAGAAGACUUCGAACAAACCUGCGAGAACUUUGUCGAAGAAAAAGAUCAAAAGUCCCGAGGUUGUUCCUUCCGAUUGGGAUAGUAGCAACGAGGUGGAAUCCGAAGCGGACAAAUCUCGAUCAAAGAAGUCUAUCUCUCCUAGACUCGACAAGUCGUCCGUCAGUUCUGAACCUAUCAAGAACAACGAACCCGUCAAAAAACUCACCGACACGGAUAUUUUGAAGUCUAUACACAUUCAGAAGAAUCUGAUCAAACCAGCUCCGUUAACUAAGGAGGAUCCGAUCGGCCCAAAGAUUUCUGAGACAGCAGUUGCGACAGGACUCUCUCAAUUGACUCAGCCGAACAAUCCUAUUUCGGUUCAAGCAAUCAACGUUCAGCCGCUCCAAUCUUUUCCAAAGAUCUCGAGAGACGCAGUGGUUCAGAAGAAAAUCGAGAAUUACUUUGUUCCUCAAGGAAGAACGGUUCGAUCCGAGUCUACAACCUCCUCCGCUCAACCAAGCCUAUCGUUCACUACUGAACCUUACGAGCCGGCCAGCGAAAGCGACUUAGAUAUUAUCACAGGAGCCACCGCCCAGCUCUGGUCGAAGCCCAAGACCUCAAAGGGGCGCCUCGGGGACGAUAUUCUAGCAAAGUAUCCUCGUCCUCUUCAUCCUCUUCUGCAGUCGGUGAAGUUGUACCAGGAAUAUUACCGUCAAGCGAAGGAGAAGAACGACGAGGACAUGAAGGUCGUCGCGAUAUCCAAAGCUUCGGAACUGCAAGACGAUCUAGCGGACAAGAUCAACCCUCAGGAUUUCAAGGAUCUGUUUGGGAACUGGGAUCCGAAGGCAGAGUGCGAGGAGUACCUUACGGGGCCGACGGGUCGCAAGUACAAGAGAAGCAAGGACAUUCCAGUGACCCCGACUCCAGACCCGGAGAUGCAGAUCGAUCCUCCGGCCGAAGUACCACCCCUCCACCAAGGAACGAGUCAACAGUACCAGCAAGGAUAUUACAGCCAGCAGGGGUACCCGUACCCGCAAGCCUAUCAACAGCAGCCUCAAGCGGGUCAGUUCUUCAACCAGGCGAGUCCCUACUACCCUCAACCAGUAGCGAGUACCGCUCCAGAUCCGUACCUUCACGUACCGACCAGCAAAGUCCCUCCAAACAGGACCAACCAAAACCGCAAUCGCACUCGCAAUCGCAACAACAACCGUCGCAACCAAGCGCACAGAGCGCCAAACAAUUUUCGACCGAUGAGCGCGAACGGCCCUCGUCAGCGUACAAAUUCUCAAACAGCCAGAGAGAAUCGCCGCGUAGCUUACCAAAGGUCGAUUCAUCAAGAGAUGAUCAGACUCAGUCGCACAACCCAGGCGCAGUACCAAGCCUUGGAGGCGAUGCGCGAGCAGAGCGCAGGAUACGGGAAUCGUCGUCAACCCCAAGAGGGAGGGGCGAAUCGAAACUACUAA